This is a messenger RNA of Melampsora larici-populina 98AG31, 669 nucleotides long. RefSeq lists its product as uncharacterized. NCBI's taxonomy places the organism in Eukaryota, Fungi, Basidiomycota, Pucciniomycetes, Pucciniales, Melampsoraceae. The record is from RefSeq and is a predicted model, not a curated record. Gene Ontology annotation, cellular component: ribonucleoprotein complex. The transcript has 2 exons. The annotation marks the transcript as partial. Gene Ontology annotation, molecular function: RNA binding.
UCAUUAUACGUUGGAAACUUAACCGAUGAUGUGAAUGUUCAAGAUUUACUUAACAUCUUCAGCCAAGCUUCUCCAGUGAUCAAUGCAAGAGUUUGUAUCGAUAGAAUCACUCAAAAACCUCGUGGUUAUGGAUACGUUUCUUAUGCAACUCCAGAAGAGGCUGAUCUCGCUUUAAGAGAAUUUAAUCAUAUCAACCUCAAAGGUAAACCUAUCAGAGUGAUGAGAUCAUACUCAGGUAAACCAAAAGAAUUUCCAUCAGAAGCUAAUUUAUUCAUCAAGAACUUACCUAAAUCAUUCACACCUAUCAAUUUACAUGAUAGUUUCGAAAGAUUUGGUAAGAUCUUAUCUUCCAAGAUUUCAUUUGAUCAAUUAGGUAAUUCAAAAGGAUAUGGAUACAUUCAAUUCGAAAACCCAAAAGAUUCAAACGAAGCGAUCCUUAAUUCAAACGAUUUCCAAUUUGAUAUAAAAGAUGAAGAAGAAUCUAAGAACAUGAAGAAAUUAAAAGUUACCAGUUAUGUGAAACCAGAAGAUAGAAAACCAAAGUUUACAAAUGUGUUUUUUAGAAACUUACCAUUAGAUUUCACAGAAGAAUCUUUCUCGAAAUACGCCAGUGAAUUCGGUAAGAUUACUUCAUUAAUCUUGAAUCCGAUUAACAAAUCAAAAGCUAAG